Anopheles funestus (African malaria mosquito) is the source of this 1710-nucleotide messenger RNA. RefSeq names its product dihydroorotate dehydrogenase (quinone), mitochondrial (gene Dhod). The record is from RefSeq and is a predicted model, not a curated record. Gene Ontology annotation, biological process: 'de novo' pyrimidine nucleobase biosynthetic process; pyrimidine ribonucleotide biosynthetic process. Gene Ontology annotation, molecular function: dihydroorotate dehydrogenase activity. Bases 358 to 1554 code for a protein of 398 amino acids. Lineage: Eukaryota; Metazoa; Arthropoda; Insecta; Diptera; Culicidae. The transcript has 2 exons. Gene Ontology annotation, cellular component: mitochondrial inner membrane; cytoplasm.
GCUUUUAUUACAGUUUACGAACAUAACAUUACGCCUUUUCCCCAUAUUACCGAAAACUAGUUUUCCGUUAUGGCUUUCAGUCGACACUUCAGUCAGAGUGUUAUAAACAUAUCCCCUGCGUUUUAUAGCAUAUUUGGCAGCACGUUCUUAUACCAAAACAUAAACAACCGCACAUUUCCUCACACGCACACCGUGGAAACUUUCGCUUUCUCAACGACAAAUAAUAAGCCAAAAGUAAAAAAAGUAUCAUCCGGUUCGGUAAUAUAUUCGUUUGCAGUUUUUUGUUUUACAAAGUGAAACUAUUGACUCUGGAAGAGUCGGUAUAGUUUGGUGUUGAAAUUUUCAAAAUCUUCCAUCAUGUCUGCGUGUCGCGUGAGAACACCGAACAAAAUCCGCUCGUUGCUUAAAGUAACUGGACUCGCUGCCGGGGUUUUUAGCGCGUACAGCGUGUGGCGAGGCGAUGAGAAAUUUUACAACAACGUGUUCAUGCCGGUUGUACGCCUCAUACCGCCGGAAACAGCACACGAUCUUGCGGUGCUUGGUGUGAAGUGGAAGCUAUUCCGUCCAUCGCACCAAGACACGGACCGACUGCGAACACAUUUCCUUGGGAUGACGUUCAGCAAUCCAAUCGGUAUAGCGGCCGGUUUCGAUAAACAUGGAGAAGCCGUCCAAGGUUUGCAGCUCAUCGGGUUCGGUUUUGUAGAAAUCGGAUCGGUAACCCCCGAACCACAGCCAGGCAAUGCGAGGCCACGUAUCUUUCGCCUGAACGAGGAUAAAGCCAUCGUCAACCGGUACGGGUUUAACAGUGAAGGACAUGAUGUGGUGUACGAUCGUUUGCGAGAAUCGCGCGAACAGGAACAUCCAGAGCAAAAGGUAAUGCUUGGUAUAAAUUUGGGCAAAAACAAACUAUCCUUGGAUGCGGUCGCUGACUACGUGCAAGGUGUAAAGCGUUUCGGCAGUUUGGCAGACUAUCUGGUGAUCAAUAUAAGCAGCCCGAAUACACCCGGAUUGCGCGCUCUGCAGAACAAAAGCACGCUGCAAACGCUGCUAACAGAGGUGCUAAAGGCACGUGCUACACUGUCGCCUAGCGAACAAAGACCGAUACUGCUAAAGCUCGCCCCGGACCUCUCGGAGGAAGAUCUCCGUGAGAUAGUGGAAGUUAUUCGAGUCAAGGCGUGUGCAGUGGAUGGACUGAUCGUUUCCAACACAACCAUCGAUCGACCACCUACGCUCAGAAGCAAUAAUGCCGGCCAGCUCGGUGGAUUGAGCGGACCUCCAUUGAAACACCGUUCGACGGCGAUGAUCGCAAAGGUGUACAAGUUGACGGAGGGAAAGAUACCGAUCAUUGGUGUGGGUGGUAUUUUUACGGGUGAAGACGCAUUUGAGAAAAUUGAGGCCGGUGCCAGUGCGGUGCAGCUGUACACGUCCUUCAUUUUCCACGGACCACCAAUAGUGCCGAAAAUUAAACGCGAACUGGAAAGUAUGCUGGAAGCGAAUGGGUACGCUAACGUGCAGGAUGCAGUUGGAAAAGGGGUGGACAAAUAUUUGUCGUGAAUGUGAUGCUCCUCAGGAAUUAGUAUAAGCUAAAAAGUGAAUCGAAAUAUAUGUUUUGUACAUAGUUGCGAAAUUCACCGGUGUUUUUUGUUUUUGUCACGGUUUGCACGAACUUUUUCACCGGGAAUUUGAAGCUCUCAACCAUGAAUUAAAUAC